This is a messenger RNA of Protopolystoma xenopodis, 561 nucleotides long. NCBI's taxonomy places the organism in Eukaryota, Metazoa, Platyhelminthes, Monogenea, Polystomatidea, Polystomatidae. The record is from the annotation of a GenBank genome assembly.
ACCCCAACCUCUGGCGGUACAUCGACUCCAACCUCUAACUCUGGGUUUUUGCCUUCUGGUCCUAGUGGACAACCAUCUGCCGUUUGGUGGCAGUCGUUUCGCAGUUCCAUGACUCGCGUCCGUGCUCAAUGGCAACGAAGCGGCUCCUGGCGAGGACCGAGAGGAGUGACGUCGAUACGUGAACGCUCUCCCCUCGUGGCAGUCGGUCAAGAUGGUGGUCUUCAUUCUUUCUUUGAGGCUUUUCAAGAUGGAUGCGUACAGCAGCUCGAUAAGCGACCACCACUACCGAGCCAACAGCAAUUCCAGGAGAAUAAAUAUCAUGACAGCUCUUCUUGUGGGGACGAUAUCGUUGUUAAUGAUGACAAAUUUGAAGCUCUUCGUAGCGUGGAGGCCGUCACCAAGACUGCCGUUGUCGAUCAGCUUUGCUUGGUGCCAGAUGAUAAUUCUUUGAUCGUGCAAGGCAGGCCACAGACUUCAACUCUGACGCCGUCGGUGCAGUCUUCGGUCCAAUCAACGCCAAAUUUAGUUAAACUCGCUCCUCGAGGUUGAAACUCGGCUUAG